GAGGUGGAGCUGUACAAGGAGAGACAUCAGGAGAAGUUGGGUCUGACUGUGUGUUACCGCACUGACGAUGAGAACGAUACUGGCAUCUACAUCGGAGAGAUUAAUCCGAACGGUAUCGCGGCGAAGGAUGGUCGGAUACGGACGGGAGAUCGAAUCGUUCAGAUAAACGGAGUCGAGGUGCAGAAUAGGGAGGAGGCCGUCGCCAUCUUGACUCGGGAGGACAGUACCAACGUCUCCUUACUCCUAGCCAGGCCGGAGAUAGAGCUGGACGAGGGAUGGAUCGAAGAGAGGGGAGAGGCUAUGGAGAUUGCUAGUCGAGAAGAGGGCGAGGAACCGCUGCCGGGUCUCGGCAAUGCUGCACCAGUAAAGCACCUUCCCGUUGGAUGUAGUCCAAGGGCUACACAACUUCAGGUAUUGGGGUUGAACUUCUGUUCUCUUCACCUCUGGUCACACAUACACUGGACCAAGAAGGAAGUCGAUGAGGAAGAGGAGGAGGAGGAAGAGGAGGAGGACGAGGACGAGGACGACGAGGGGAAGGGCUCGGCCGACGCCGGCAACGUGCUGAGCAACAGCCAGGAGCUGGACAGCGGCGUGGGCCGGACGGACGAGAGCACCCGCAACGACGAGAGCUCGGAGCACGACAUCCUGGCGGACGAGCAGGCGAUCACCAUCACCAGCACCGCGGGCAGCGGCACGCCGGGCGGCGGGCGGAGGUCGCGGCCGGCCAAGGGCGACGGUCAGACCGGCCGCCGGCGUGGCGACCUACACCUCAGCACCGAGUCGCUGCCGGGCCUGACCGAGGAGGAGUGCCUUCGGUACCGGGAGCUGCUGGAGCUGCGAUGCCACCUGGAGAACGGCAACGCCGCCGCUCUCUGCUACCGGGCCGCCGGCCGGGCGCUGGACGUCAACCGCAACGAGGGGGUGGGCCGGCUGGCGGCCACGCUGCAGGAAGAGCUGGGGCACCUCGAGUUCAAGUGCCGCAACGUGCUGCGGGCGCAGAAGAUGCAGCAGUUACGGGAGCGAUGCAUGAAGGCGUGGCUGGCGGGCGAGGCCUCGCCCUUUGACGGCGGCGGGGGAGACCCGCUGCGGAGGGGCGGCCUGUGCGAUAUUACCGAGCUGCCCGAGCGCUCGGACCGCGACAGCACCAGCGCCUACAACACGGGCGAGAGCUGCCGCAGCACGCCGCUCUUAGCCGAGCCCGCCCUGCUGCCCCCAGCUGUCACCGCCGCUGCCCCGGACAGCCCGUGGCGCCGCCUCGGGGCCGGCACCAACCUCAACCUGGAGCCGCCGGCCGGCCUGGCAAGCCCCCCCCGCUUCCGGAGCCUGCCCCGGCACCAGGAGAGGUCGGGCAGGAAAGGCGCCAAGGCGACGGGCGAGGGCAGCCCCUACCUGUCUCGCUGCCGACAUCGCUCGCCGGUCACCGGCGACCGCUACCGCAGCUGCGUCCAGUUGACCGGGCCCGGGCCCGGGCCCGCCCCCGAGGCUCUGCUCCCUGCACCCCCGGCGGCGGGCGGCGCCCCCCGGCUCCCGUCCGAAGGCCGGAGCGAGUGGAGGGUGAAGGUGAGGAGCGACGGCUCCCGGUACGUGGCCAAGCGGCCGGUGCGGGACAAGCUACUGAAAGCCCGGGCGCUGAAGAUACGCGAGGAGCGCAGCGGAAUGACCACGGACGACGACGCCGUGAGCGAGAUGAAGAUGGGCCGCUACUGGAGCAAGGAGGAGCGCAAGCAGCACCUGGCCCGGGCCCGUGAGCAGCGGCGGCGCCGCGAGUUCAUGAUGCAGAGCCGGCUGGACUGCCUGCGGGAGCAGCAGGCCGGCGAGGCGGCCCGCGGCGACCUCAGCAUCCUCGCCCUGAGUCACAAGAAGACGAUGCGGCGCCGAAACCGCAGGAUCUUGGAUAACUGGAUGACCAUCCAGGAGAUGCUGGCCCAUGGCGCCCGGACCGCCGACGGAAAGCGAGUCUACAACCCGCUCCUCUCGGUCACCACCGUCUGAGUGGCGGUGAUAGAGAACCGGCGAGGGUUGUGGUUCGCACCGGGACCUAGGACUUUAGGGGGGGAGGGGUAGGUUGCGAUGUGGGCCGAACCCGGGACGCUGCCUCGCUGUCUAUCCAUCGGGGUUCACGGGGAAGGGAGUUCAGCUUCCCCUCAAUCGUGUCGUACAGGCGGGAGAUCUCUCACAGGCACCCACACCCUUACUCUCACUCAGGCCCGCUCUCGCUCAC
Messenger RNA from Hypanus sabinus (Atlantic stingray), 2221 nucleotides. It is a transcript of the gene pdzd4, whose product is annotated as PDZ domain containing 4. Lineage: Eukaryota; Metazoa; Chordata; Chondrichthyes; Myliobatiformes; Dasyatidae. The transcript has 6 exons. Gene Ontology annotation, molecular function: protein binding. The annotation marks the transcript as partial. The record is from RefSeq and is a predicted model, not a curated record.